Messenger RNA from Electrophorus electricus (electric eel), 4207 nucleotides. RefSeq names its product G protein-coupled receptor 22a (gene gpr22a). Gene Ontology annotation, biological process: G protein-coupled receptor signaling pathway; cellular response to hormone stimulus. The record is from RefSeq and is a predicted model, not a curated record. Gene Ontology annotation, molecular function: G protein-coupled receptor activity; peptide binding. Lineage: Eukaryota; Metazoa; Chordata; Actinopteri; Gymnotiformes; Gymnotidae. Gene Ontology annotation, cellular component: plasma membrane.
CUGAUAUAGAACGCUUGGAGCAGACAGAGGGAAACAGGCAAGUGAUGAAGAGAAGAAAAGCACGAUUCUCUGCAUCUGAUACACGACUCAGUUUUAAACAUUUCUACAUCGACUGAUGGGAGAUGCGAGAGAGAGGAGACGCAUAUCCAAGCUUCUGCCAAGGCUCUCUUCAAACAACUCAACAGAGUCAAGAGCUCAAGCCUUCUGUGCAUUUAGACAAGAAAUCAACGUCUGAAUUCAUGGAGAAGGAGCUGCCAUUUUCUGUGAAUCAGAUUCUGUGAAUCUUGAGGGUGGUUAACACAUAUGUAAACCAUGCUGAAAUUAAUUAGCCCUGCCUUCUGGUUCAAAAUAAAAGCCUGUGACUUUGAGAUUACACCCUCCUCAUCCUACUGAAGCUAAAUGUGGGUAACCCUAUCCAUAACCCUAGAUGUGGAUUACAGGAGGUGGAAUAUGAUUCAGUCCCUGAACACAAAGACAAAAACGUACGGCAAGAUGCCCAGUAUGGGAACACCUAAUCUGAGCUCUCUCAUUUAGAUGAGAUGAAUUCUGUUUAAGGAUCACAAGCCUUACAAUACACAGGACAUUGUCAUUUAGCUAACACAAAGAACAAAAAGCUAAAGAAAACGCUGAAAACAAGACAGCUUUUAUGUCAAGAUCACGUGGAUAUUAUAAUGCAAAAACGCAUCCCACGCUUUGAGAAGGAACAGCAGUGUGUGUCUUCAUCUCUCACAUCCUCCUACAGAUUCUUGUGCACAGGAAUACAAAUUGUAAGUCUGAAGAUGCUUGGAUUUUCAAGUACCUCAAAAUAAGGAUAAAGCCAAACAAAGUGGUGUUUAGGCAGACAUCAGGCGGUUACCUAGUCCUGAACUGGUUUUUAUAUUAAAACAGCAUGGCCUGAAGGCAGCUAUAGCUGAGGCAAUCUUCAGAUCCCUGGAUCCGUUAGCCUCUGUACUGGUUGCCCCAAAACAUUAAGGAAGCACACAUCUAUUAUGCCACAGAGCCAGAAGACAAAAGAGAUAAAAUGGUUAGCAUAUGAAACCUUUAUAUACCAGCUAUUUAGUUGCAUUUGGUAUACAAGUUCAUCACAGGUAACUAGUGGAACAAUUUUGGUAGUAAAUAUUUCCAUAACUGAUGUAGUUCAAAGCAGGAUUUUACAAGUUAAAAACAAUAAAGUGCCCUCCUUUAACUUUUGGAUAUACAGUCACUGUAAAGGAUUCAGUAUGAGCUGAACUGACAGCUGUGAUUGUGACUAACUUUCAGCUGGGUUAAGGUUAACCCAACAGGUUACAAAACAUUGAGGACUGACGUAUAUAAGCUGAACUGAGAUGGGGGGGAAACAAAAAACAAAAAUAGAUGCAUGUCCAAAGAGGGAAAGACAAUGAAUCUCUACUUGUCUAACCAUUAAAUAAACCCUUGGCUUUCUCUACAGAACAAAGCAUACAUAAGUCAUCAUGAACAACAACAACACAGUCCUUGACAACGCUGAACCAUUCAACCCCUUUGGAAUGAACCUGCUCACUACUUAUCCCAUCAGCUUCCAGGUGACCCUGACAAGUUUUCUAAUGAUAGAGAUUGUGCUUGGUCUGAGCAGCAACCUGACUGUGUUGGCUCUCUACUGCAUGAAGUCCAACCUGGUUAGCUCUGUCAGCAGCAUAGUCACUAUGAACCUGCAUGUGCUUGAUGUGCUCGUGUGUGUGGGCUGUGUCCCAUUCACCAUUGUAGUUGUGUUGCUGCCACUGGAGGAAGACACUGCACUUGUAUACUGCUUCCACGAGGCAUGCGUAUCCUUUGCCAGCAUAGCAACUGCUGCCAAUGUGUUAGCCAUUACCCUGAGCCGCUAUGACAUCUCUGUACGUCCAGCAAACCGUGUCCUAACCAUGGAACGAACAGUGGUACUGCUGGGAUUUAUUUGGGCUCUGUCCUUACUUAGCUUCCUGGUACCCUUCAUGGAAGUCGGCUUCUUCAGCCAGGCAGGGUUUGAGAGGAACCAGACAUUUCAAAUGGACAACAACCAGGACUCCACAGAGCUCCAGCUUUACUAUCACUUACUAGCACAGAUUCCCAUCUUCUUCUUCACUGUUGUGGUCAUGCUGGUUACAUACUACAAAAUCCUUCAGACACUCAACAUCCAUAUAGGAACUCGAUUCCAUAAGGCAUCCAAAAAGAAAUCAGUGACAAAAAAGACCAUCUCCAUGACUACCCCACAGACGGAGCCCAUAGAUGUCUCACAGAGCAGUGGUGGUCAGAAUCCUCCACUAGCUAUGCGCACAUCUGUCUCAGUGAUCAUUGCCCUGCGAAGGGCCAUCAAGCGGCACAGAGAACGACGCAAACGGCAAAAAAGGGUCUUUAAAAUGUCUCUGCUCAUUGUCUCCACAUUUCUGCUGUGCUGGACUCCCAUCACUGUGGCCAACACCAUCUUUCUGAGUGCAGGAUACAGCAACUUCAUCAUCAGUCUACGACUGGGCUUCUUGGUAAUGGCCUAUGGAACCACUGUCUUCCACCCACUCCUCUAUGCUUUCACACGGCAGAAGCUUCAGAAGGUUCUCAAGAGCAAGAUGAGAAAGCCAGGGGAGUGUGUGGUGGAGGCCGAUCCUAUGCCCACAAACACGGUCAUUCACAAUUUGUGGAUCAAGUAGAAUUUUUUUAAAAAGGUGACUUUUGAGAAGUCAAAUUUCUAACAAAAAUGUUUCUCAUCUGAGGUUGUAGAUUAAGUCUAUUAAAUGAUGUCAGGCAAAAAAAAAUGGUGGUUAAGUAAGGCACUAAAGCACUUAUGUUUAAGAAUUGUACAGUAGAACACAUAGUAACAGUAAAACACAUAGUAACAGUAGAUUAUUUAUUGCUGUUUGAUGUGAUGCCAGUUAUACAGGUGUUAUGGAUACAUGAAAAUGUACAAAUACUGCAUUUGUUUUGUAAAUGCAGUAAGUCUUCCAAAAAUCUGAGCAAUGUAUAUACAGAAAAGACUAACAUGUAUGCACUGGCAACUGAACACGACAUUUAAUACAUAUAAAUCAUGUAUUAUUUUUAUAUAAAACAUAAUACAGAAUACAACAUGAAUACAAUGCAGUGUUACACAUAUAGUACACGCAUACAUUAAAUGUAUACUAAUAAGAGCUAGACUUUUCAGACACUGGACAAUCUCCUCCAUCACACCUUAUAAAGUAAGCAAACUCCAACCAUCUCACCAGUCACCUGACUCUGUGGCCUAUAUGGUGUCAUCAUUUGGGGCUUUUGCUUCAGAGAAUAUAAAUAAAUAAAUAAAUAAAUAAAUAAAUAAACAAAUAAAUAAGAGAAUAGAAUUAUUUUUGACUUGCGUUCUUUUUGAAAACAGUGCACAGAUUGGUGUUUUAUUCUUUUGAAUAAUCUAUUUGUACAAAUAUUUGGCCUGUAGCCAAUAACUUGGUAUGCUGUCUUUCAAAACCACUCUCCAACUGGCAACUGGCAUUUUAAAUCACAUCUUUUUAUAGGACCUAGAAAAGCAGGCAGCCCAUACUGUCAGCAAAUGUGUUGAGAAGUAGCAAUGCAAUGUCUGAUAACGCUUGCCGAAUUAGCAGGGCAAAACGGUCCACCAUGUACGCUGAAAAUCACCUCUAGCACUGUAACAGCAUAACAAGGUCAUCAGCAGCAGAAACAGGUCAAGUCACAAUGUUUUACAUGGAUUAGCAGUCUGCAACAAACAUGCUAAUGUAAUCAUACAUAGAGAUGAUGCACCCAGCAGUUACAUACUAUAACAUCUGACGAAGUGUUAGCUAACAAAAUUCUCAAACUAAGUUCAUUUCAAAGCACAUCCAUUUUAAGCAAUGAAAUCAGUGCAGGCAUAGGCUAAGCAUUUUUUAAACAUGACUAAAAAGCAAUUUGACAGUGCAAAGACACUAGAUAAACAUACUGUACUGACAAAGCAAGCAAGUAUUCCCUGCAUUUAACUCGCUAAACAAAGCUCACAGCAUGCUCCAUCUGUCCUUUGAAUGCUCACACUGGAGGUCAAAAAGCAGAAUGAAACCACUUUGGUCUAAACUUAGUUAAGAGCUUUGCACUUAACAGAGCUCUCCAAAUGGCUCAUAAGGUAAAGGGUGCGGAGUCCUCAUCAGAUGCCUCUCUAGGUCAUGUCACAAUCAUCACAACAAGACCCAUAGAAGCAGGUCAGGUGGUUCAGAGGUGUUGGUGAAAAAUGUUUGUCCUAAUAAUUUGUUUAUAAUAAGGACAUGUCAGA